Molecule: messenger RNA, 2502 nt
Organism: Gadus chalcogrammus (walleye pollock)
Lineage: Eukaryota; Metazoa; Chordata; Actinopteri; Gadiformes; Gadidae
Gene: mlf1
Product: myeloid leukemia factor 1
Exons: 8
Coding region: 135-965 (276 amino acids)
Biological process (GO): regulation of DNA-templated transcription
Cellular component (GO): cytoplasm; nucleus
Source: RefSeq, a predicted model, not a curated record
AAUCAUGUUGCAGCUAAGAGACUUCGUAGUAGCUCCAUAGACCUUGAACGCCAGGGCUCACACUCCUUAAGUCUCCAAUAAAUAUUUUUAUAACUGUUUGCUUUAAUUGAGCUCCGUUCUCGACGUCUGUGGAAAUGUUCAACAGUCUUACCAGGGACUUUGAAGAGGACCCGUUCUUCUCCUCUACAAGGGAUCCAUUCCAGGCUCAUAAUGACCGCGUGAGACAGAUGAUGCGCAGUUUUUCCGACCCGUUCGGCGGCAGCCCCUUCAUGUCCAGCCUGACAGACUGCAGGGAGCAGAGACGAGGGUCCGCUGCCCCCCCAGGCACCUCUCUGACUCUCAGAGACGAGCACCGGGACGCGGACGUGAGGAACCCCUUCAGCAUGCUGGACAACAUGAUGCUCAACAUGAGGACCCGCAUGGACGACAUGCACAAAAACUUUGAUAACCUAUCCACAGACUCCAGCAACCCGAAUAGCCACUCGUUCAGCUCCUCGUCGGUCACCACCUAUUCCAAGGUGGGCAACGAGCCUCCCAAGGUGUUCCAGGCCUCUUCGCAGACUCGCAGAGCCCCCGGAGGGAUCACAGAGACCCGGCGAGCACUGAGGGACUCUGAGAGCGGCCUGGAGAAGAUGGCCAUUGGUCACCACAUCCAGGACCGGGGACACGUGGUGGAGAAGAAGCACAACAAGAAGACCGGCGAGAAGGAGCUGAACCAGGACUUCCAGAACAUGGAUGAAUCCGAGGCGCAGACUUUUGACAAGGAGUUUCAGUCUAAGCUGACUCAAGGCCAGCCUUCUGUCCCCAUAUCGCGCCUGGAGGCCCCCAGGGCCCCCCGGGCUGUGCACCAGGCAGCCCUCACCGCAUCUGAACCCCCCCACAGGGAGAGGAGAGUGCACGUAGCCGAAGGGAAGAAGCAGGUCCACUGCGACAAAGGGAAGGGCUCAGGUGUGGCCCAGCCAUAAGGAAACCUGUCAGGCCUCAUUCUCAUACCACCUAAACAUGGAAACUUACAACCUUGUGCUGCACUCUCACGCACACGUGUACGUUUGUCUCGCCAGCCAGUAGCACAGACAGUAGAGGGCAGUGACGUAACGUUUGAAAUGCUCUAAAUGUAGACGUUGUUGCUUUCAGCUUUAUGCACUCACAUUAUCGAACAAACAACUGCAAAACAUGUAUUUAUUUUAAAGACACUCUUGAGUUUAAACAGAACAAUAAGCUAACCUUUAUCCCAAUAUCAUUUCAUAAAUCCCACAGUAGAUUUAGUGACUUUAUUUCACAUUCUGUAUAUUGCAAUACUUUCAUUCAUAUUUUCCAGAUUCCGUUGUCAAACUAUAGUGAUUGCAUCAACAGCCAUUUAUUUUAAUUGUCACUGACUCACUUAAAGUCCACUAGUGCACUUACACUGUCUAAAUUGUCUAUUGUAAUUAAGUGUAAUGCCUGUCUCAAUGUUAUCUGCUGUAAUCUUUGUAAAAAAAAUGUUAUGAAUGCUACCCUUUUUAUAUGGUUACUGAAGAGCAUGUCUGAGUUUCUCUCUAGAUGAUAUGCUCAGUGCUGCAAAGCAAUUCUUAAGACGGUCAUAUUUGGAAAUUUUUCAGUUUUACGUGUAACUAUUGUCUACUAGCUAUUUUGAAGCUAUAUAGAUUCUCUUUACUAUGGCAACUGAAACAGAUCUCGAAUAAAACAUUUUUAAACGUAGUUUACCUGAUUAAUAUUUAGUUAAUAUGCAAUUAAUAUAAUAUUUCAUGUUGACAAAUUGUUCUUACAGUUCAUAGUUUGGAUUUAUGCUGACCAUUUACACUAUCAUUUAUAAUGCAUUCAUCCCCACCUUUAACUUGAAACAUUAGAAGCAUUUGCAAAUGUUCACCUUUUUUUAAAAAACAAAUAAGAGCACAAUCUCAUUGGCUUGUUUAGGAGGUGCAGUCUUUUCCAGGGUUUAUGCGGUACUGCAGGUCAGAGUGAUCUCUGGCUCCCCCUGUAGUCCAUCGUGAUAGGACUUGCAGCUAGAGACUUCUUUAGACAACUCUGUCUAAUAGGAUGUCCCCAGGAUGAUGCAGUUUUGACUUAAUUAACUUAAUUUUGAGAGAAAUUAUUCAUACAUCAGCAAAAAUAUAGUUAAGAUAAUUGCACCAUAGUGAGAGGCAAACUACCUAGUCAGAAUAUAAGGUUUAGGCCUAAAUAUAACUUUCAAUAGGAUACACCAUUGAAAAAUAACUUGUAGAAAUCCCAAUCAGGUUUUAUUCAUACAAAGGUGCUUCUACAAAAUAUUUAGACGAGUUGCAAUGCAAGUAGCAAAUUAAACGGUACUGCUACCACCUGCUGGUCAUCUUUGGAAAUUAUACUAUUUACACAUAAAACAACCAUAUAACUUACAAAAAAAAAACAAAGGCAUGGUAGGCCUGUACAUGGAGGAAUCUCAAUCACUAAUACUUCCAGAUAGCCUUUGAUCCAAUGUAAAAAAUAAAAAUAAAAGUAUCUGUUCUUCACUCGACCAACUGUGAU